CCUUCAAUAGUUAAUGGUUAACUUGCCAAUAUAAGGGUUGCUGAGUUACUUACACUUACGGAUGAAAAGUCAGAUUAAUAACGCUUUCAGCUCGAGUGAAAUUCUAUCCAAACUUUAGAUUUGUUAAAAAAAGAACUAACAUACAAGAAUCACUAUGUGUCUCUACACCAUCGCAAAGUAUCUUCUAUUUGCUUUUAACUUUGUUUUCUGGCUGGCGGGCGCGGGAACAUUGGGUGUUGGUAUCUGGCUUCUUGUAGAUCCCACAAUACAAGACUCUAUUGAUUUAGCGGGUCUUCAAAUCUACGAAGCAGGAGCCAUAGUGUUUGUCGCAGCUGGUUCGCUUAUUCUAAUAAUUGGUUUCCUGGGUUGCUGUGGAGCAAUAAAGGAAAGCACUUGUCUGUUGGGAACUUAUUUCGGUUUUCUAUUCGUCAUCUUUGGGUUACAACUUGGAAUUGGGAUAUGGGCGCUUGUCAGCUACGAUUCGAUGCAAGCCGCUAUAAACGAUGCCAUGGCAGUUCCACUUAAUAGUAAGCUAAACAGAAAUGAUGAUGCAAAUUACAUUGGAGUGGAACAGAAUCUCCAAUGUUGCGGAGCUACCAGAGGUUGCAAAGAUUGGGAGACAGCGUCAGCAAGUUACGGUUGUGGUUGUGACCCGACCAGUUCCGACUUAAAGAACAUUUCAAACUGUGUGCCCGCUCAUACAUUGAAUUGCAAUCAAGACCAAAACAAGAAAACAUCAACAACAAACUACAUUUACGUACAGCCUUGUUCUACAGCAAUUUAUGAUUUGAUCUACGACAACUUAACGAUUGUUGGAGCUAUCGGCCUUGCUGUAGCAGGAACAGAGAUUCUAGGUAUGAUCAUAUCGCUGUGUUUGUGCUGCUCAAUCAGGAAGAAAGAGGAUCGGCAGUUAUAAGGCAUAUGAACACAUUAAAAAUGAACUUCACAAUCUUCUUCUUAUAACACAACUCUGGCAUUGGAAUUAAUUUACACACCAAUGUAAUAUAUGUGUUUGUUUUGACACCCAAUAAUUUAACCCAGCAAUCAUUACGUCAUAUAAGUUAUUUUUAAAAUCAUACCCAAAAGACGACGACUAAGCUGGAUUUUCCAAAAUGCUUUCGAUAUACAGUUGGUAAACUUACUUGCGCUGUUAUGAUGCUUGAAUGAAGUUAAGAGCAGCCAAAUAUA
Molecule: messenger RNA, 1188 nt
Organism: Ciona intestinalis (vase tunicate)
Lineage: Eukaryota; Metazoa; Chordata; Ascidiacea; Phlebobranchia; Cionidae
Source: RefSeq, a predicted model, not a curated record